AUGGCGACCUUCGCAUCCGCCUCGCCCUCGGCCCCCCUCCUGGGCUCAUACCUCAUGCUCUCGAGCACGCUCCUCGCCUACACCCUCGGCGGCGCCGGCUUCGACUGGGUCCUCAUCGACAUGGAACACUCCCCCCUGUCCCCCGCCGACGCCACCGCCCUGGUCCACGCCGUGUCGGUGGCCUCGCGCAACAAGACCGUCACCUUCGUGCGCACGCCGUCGUCCGGCGUCGAGUACGUCAAGUGGGCGCUCGACAGCGGCGCGAACGGCAUCGUCGUGCCCAUGAUCCAGUCGCGCGAGCAGGCCGAGGCCGUCGUCUCCCACGCGCGCUACCCGCCGGCGGGUCAGCGCAGCUUCGGCCCCUUUUACGCGCCCUACGCCAACCUCGCCGGCGACGGGACGCUGACGGGCUAUGCGGCGGAGACGGCGAAGGACGUCUCGGUGAUAUUGAUGAUCGAGUCCGCCGCCGGGGUGGAGAAUGCGGAGGGGAUCAUGAGCACGCCGGGGAUCAGUGGCAUCUUCGUCGGACCGGUUGAUCUUCGUCUGUCUCUUGGACUGUCUGGGCCUCAUGGUGAAGAGGCGGCCUAUCUUCAGGCGCUGGGGAAGAUAGCCCAGCUCGGGCAGCAGCUGGGCGUGAAGGUCGGGAUCUUCGUGGCACAGCCUGACGUGAUGCCCAGGUUGCAACGCUUGGGGUAUUCCUACUUUCUUGUUGGAGGGGACGUUAUGUUUGCCGGGAAUGGUGCACGGGCUGCGUUGACAGCGGCGAAAGAUGUCCUUCGGGAUUCCAAGAUAUAA
Molecule: messenger RNA, 795 nt
Organism: Sodiomyces alkalinus F11
Lineage: Eukaryota; Fungi; Ascomycota; Sordariomycetes; Glomerellales; Plectosphaerellaceae
Product: Phosphoenolpyruvate/pyruvate domain-containing protein
Exons: 1
Coding region: 1-795 (264 amino acids)
Cellular component (GO): cytoplasm
Molecular function (GO): aldehyde-lyase activity
Source: RefSeq, a predicted model, not a curated record